GCCGGGGCUCUCAUUCACAGCUUUCUAGAGAAAUCUGAGCCCGAACCUGCCAGAAUAGGGGAUCUCACCCACUCAGCUCAGCACCGAGGACACCUGCAGAAACACAUUACCAAAGCAAGGCUGGGCGGCCGUGUGAAGUAAGCAAUGGCCUUGGUUUGGCUUCUCUUCUGGCUGGCCACCACCACAUAGAAUCUGAAUGUCCAACCAUUUUCCGGGAACAGAAAGAAGAGCCUCUGCUUGUCUAUUUCAGUGGCAGCUUGGUGGUAAAAAGACUGUUGAAUGGGCCACGAUUUCAGCAGACCAUCACGUGAAUGGGACCAGUCUCUUUUUUUCCCAAACAUCAGAAAUUAAGCACUUUGAAAGGAGAUUCGGCCAAGAUGACCCAUUUACAGGCUGGACUCAGCCCAGAGACUAUAGAGAAAGCACGCCUGGAACUGAAUGAAAACCCAGACGUUUUACACCAGGAUAUCCAGCAAGUCAGAGACAUGAUCAUCACCAGGCCUGACAUCGGAUUCUUACGCACAGAUGAUGCCUUCAUCCUGAGGUUUCUCCGAGCCAGGAAGUUUCACCAAGCAGAUGCCUUCAGACUCCUGGCCCAGUACUUCCAGUACCGCCAGCUAAACCUGGACAUGUUCAAAAACUUCAAGGCUGAUGAUCCUGGCAUUAAGAGGGCUCUCAUCGAUGGGUUCCCUGGAGUGCUGGAAAGCCGUGAUCACUACGGCAGGAAGAUUCUUCUGCUGUUCGCAGCCAAUUGGGAUCAGAGUAGGAACUCCUUCACAGACAUUCUCCGGGCCAUCCUGCUGUCACUGGAAGUCCUUAUUGAAGAUCCGGAGCUUCAGAUAAAUGGUUUCAUUUUAAUUAUAGACUGGAGUAAUUUCUCCUUCAAACAAGCCUCCAAGUUGACACCUUCAAUCCUCAAACUAGCCAUCGAAGGGUUGCAGGACAGCUUUCCUGCCCGCUUUGGAGGAGUCCAUUUUGUCAACCAGCCCUGGUACAUUCAUGCCCUGUACACGCUCAUCAAGCCAUUCCUUAAAGACAAGACAAGGAAACGGAUUUUCCUGCAUGGAAACAACUUAAACAGUCUCCACCAGCUAAUACACCCUGAAUUUUUGCCAUCUGAAUUUGGAGGCACCCUUCCUCCUUAUGACAUGGGAACGUGGGCCCGGACGUUGCUCGGUCCUGACUACAGCGACGAAAAUGACUACACUCACACUUCCUAUAAUGCAAUGCAUGUGAAACACACAUCCUCCAAUCUGGAGAGAGAGUGCUCACCCAAGCCAAUGAAGAGAUCUCAGUCUGUGGUAGAAGCUGGGACCCUGAAACAUGAGGACAAGGGAGAGAAUGAGAACACCCAGCCACUCCUGGCUCUGGACUGAACCCCGAGCCACCCCGUGCUCCCGACGUCUCCAACUCUCAGUGGUAUCAGCCACCAGGAAGCACAUGUGAAACUGACCACAUGACACAUGCGUUGGGCUCGACACAGGGCCUCCUCUCCUGCCACCCAGUAAUGACUGUCACCAGCCAUUGGUCUGAGCAGCCAAAGUUGAACAAAGACUUGAGAGAUGCAUUUUUGUUUUUCAAUGAGGGAAUUGGAGGAUAAAGCAAGGUAGUCAUGGAAACAAAACUCCCCCCACCCCAUAUUUAUGGUAUUAAAUGAGUUGAAAAGAGAAAAACUAAAUUUGAGGCACAUACCUCAUUAGGACAAAAAUUUCCCUAAGGCUUUGAAGAGAUGCUCUCCAGUUUUUGCAGUUUAAAAUUAAGUGCAUUUCCAAGUAGAUCCAUAAGAAUUUAAACUGUGCAGACACAAUUUUCAAGUUUAAUGUAGUGCAAAGCCCCAAGACAAUAGUAUCUCCGGUAAUCUUCAUUCCUACAUUGAGUUAUUUUCUUUGACCUCAUCACCAGCAUCCAAUCUCAAAUUGUUCAGCCUAAGAGCAUGCUCUUGUGGGUCUGGCUAUUUGCAGAGUUUGUUUAUUUUGAUAUCCUGCAAAAAUGAUUUUGAUGUCACAUCUUUGAUGAGGCCACUGGCUGAUUAUCAUGAGCUAAUUUGAAACAAAGACACAGAAAUUGAAGUAUGACUAUUUCAUCUUAGUGAUAUGGCUUCCCACAAGGAAUGUAUGUCUCUAGAGGGUAGGGGGUUAUGUUGAAAAUACAUGUUAGUGGUUAAUGAAUCUUUUCAAGUUGUCCCAUUUAGGUCACUACGGCAAGAAAAGUGCUACAAAAGCAUUACACACACACUACGUCCCCCCA
Messenger RNA from Bubalus bubalis (water buffalo), 2247 nucleotides. RefSeq names its product clavesin 1 (gene CLVS1). Gene Ontology annotation, cellular component: membrane. The coding region runs from base 312 to 1376 and encodes 354 amino acids. Lineage: Eukaryota; Metazoa; Chordata; Mammalia; Artiodactyla; Bovidae. Gene Ontology annotation, molecular function: phosphatidylinositol bisphosphate binding. The record is from RefSeq and is a predicted model, not a curated record. The transcript has 6 exons.